Molecule: messenger RNA, 2532 nt
Organism: Gopherus flavomarginatus (Mexican gopher tortoise)
Lineage: Eukaryota; Metazoa; Chordata; Testudines; Testudinidae
Gene: NAA80
Product: N-alpha-acetyltransferase 80, NatH catalytic subunit
Exons: 1
Coding region: 1437-2462 (341 amino acids)
Biological process (GO): protein acetylation
Cellular component (GO): cytoplasm
Molecular function (GO): acetyl-CoA binding; N-acetyltransferase activity
Source: RefSeq, a predicted model, not a curated record
CAUCCCCAGGCCUAUCUGCUGGGCUGUGACCUGCUGGCUCAGUGCCAGUGGGGGCCGGGGUGUGACUCUGAGAGGCAGGGACGCUCUAGCUAAACUGUCCGCUGGCGAGGUGCAGCCUUUACCGUGCUCUGUCUCCUCUGGCUUGGGUGCACAGGUGGUUUGUGUGGGUCUGAUCCAGCUUCCUGACAGCAGCCCCUGAGAUGAGCUGGCACACAGGAGAGGUACCCCGUAUGCCAUGGCUUGCUGCCAUCUCCUGGAGGGCACAGGCAGCCUCCAUUAAAGUAGACGCCAAGCCUCAGCAUGGAUGGGGUCCGUGCAUUCGUCUCCUGGGUUUAAAGCUCGGCACAGGCCACAGCUGAGAUGGGGCAGGGACCUCCUCGGCCUGGAACAGACGGUGCCCAUCUGGAACGGACUGUGCUUCUGGCAUGGCCCCUUCCCACUUCGCCCAGCCCAGCCUGACACAGCCCUCUCCCUCUUUGUCCUGAUGGUCAGGACGAGGCCCUCUCUCAAGUGGGCAGCAAGGGCAUGCAUGCAUGCAAUGAGUUGGUGGUUCUCACCCUUGUGUCCCGAUCACAGAACCUGGCAUCGCAGUUGGCACUGAUCAGCCCCAUUGGUCUCAGCAGUGAGGACUCGACCAGCCCCAGAGUCCAAUCUCCUGUGCAGACUGUAGAGUCCCAACUCUUUGUCUAUGCAGGAGCAGAGUGCCUGGCCUGAGAUGGCUUUAGGCCACCUUUGCCCUCCAUGUACACUUGGACCAGCUGUCACCCACCCCUGGAUGUAAGCUAGAGCAUCCUUGGGGCUGCUUGGAUUUACACUCUGUGUCCCUGGUCCCUAGGGGCCAUCUGCCAGGUGUGAGCAGCCAGAGCCCAACACUCUUUGGCCCAUACCCCUUUGCUGGGGCAGGGAAGGGGACCAGUGCAGCUCAGCUGUGGCAGCUCUAUGACCCAGCUGGUAUUCCUCCAGCAUCUUCCUGCCCCAUUUAUUAUCCCUUUCUCUAACAGAUGUGGUAUUUAUAGGGCUAGUUUUGUGGGUGGAUUUUCAAAUGCUUAUCCAGAAAUGGAAAAAAAUAAAAGGAAUAAACUCUCCAAAUGCCAGAUGGAGGGAGAUGGUGACAGCUCUGCUUUGUUUCCAUCAGCUCUUGGUGCAAGAUGACCCAUAGCACUUACUGAAUCCUUGCAAGACUGGGUGUGCGUCUGGUUGGAUUUGCCUGGGGGGAGUUUCUCUCUCCCCCUCCCCGGGGGCCUGAUGUCUCUCUCUCCCCCCGCAAUCUGCCCAAGGCCGGUGGGACUGGCCCGUUGCCGUGAUCGUUGGAAAUCCAGCAGCAAGGUUGUGUCUGGCUGUGUGCACCCGCCCAGGUAUCUCGUGGCUUUGGGGAGCGGUGCUAGCUCUCUCUGACUUGCAAAGCUUUGCCUGCUUGGUCUUCCGUGGUGGGAAGAAUGGGCUCAGUUUCAGAGCUGCUCACGGCAGUUCCUCUUCACCAGAGGCCGGAUCUGGUGGAAGUCUGCGCCGAGCUCAUCAAUGAAGAGUGGAAGAAAAGCAAGACCUCUCGCAUGUACUCACUCCAGAAGUCCACAGACAGCUUCCCCAUGUGCCUGGUGCUGAUUAAAACCCAAAGGGCCACAGAGGCUGCCGAGGAAGGGAAGAUGGGAAAGACCCAGCUCCUCGGGCAUGCCAGGUUGUCCCGCGUAGUCAGCCAGCCCGAGAGCUUGUUUGUGGAAACAGUAGUGGUUUCCAGGGCGCUGCGGGGACAGGGGUAUGGCCGGAAGCUGAUGGAAGCCACUGAGCGCUAUGCCAAGUCCCGUGGCUUCAGGCACCUGCAUCUCACCACACAUGACAAGCAGCACUUCUAUGCCCACCUGGGCUACACCACAUCUGAGCCGGUGCAGAGCAUGGGGUUCAUGAGCUCCCUGGUCCCCAUGGAGUUCCUGCAGAUGUUCUCCAGCCCCCCUCCUCAUGCUAGAGCACCUGCUUGGGGACUGGGAAAGUCCAGCCCCACCACCUCCCAUCUUAACAGAACUUCAGGAGCCAACCUGCCUCCACUACCGUCCUCCACACCCCCUGUCCAGUGCACCACCAUUGUGUGCCCACUACCACCUCUGCCACCAUUGCCACCAUCUCUGUCUCCACUGACCUCUUUAAACUCUUCACAAUCUGCCAUUCCUCCUCCACUCUCCUUGCCACCUUCACCUCCCCAUGCUUCCCCUUUCCAUUCCAAGACUGCUGCUCCUGGGCUUCCCCCACCACCCCUUUUACCUGCACCAGCUGCCCAUGUAAGCUCUGCACACUUUCCGCCCCCUCCCCCUGGUCCUCCACCGCGCCUCCUCCCUCUGCCAGGCCAACCAGGUUCUGGCCCCAUCGCCUCCAGUCCAGCAGGGAAGGAGCCCUAUGAUCACAGCCUCCUGGAGACACCAUAUCGUGACCUCAGAGGGCUCCCCAUCUUCUGGAUGAAGAAGGACAUUUGACUCCUGCACAGUGUGCCAAUGAGCUGCUGAUUAAAAGUUGGGAGUGGGGAGAACUCUCCCCCGCACCUUA